Dracunculus medinensis (Guinea worm) is the source of this 2487-nucleotide messenger RNA. Lineage: Eukaryota; Metazoa; Nematoda; Chromadorea; Rhabditida; Dracunculidae. The record is from the annotation of a GenBank genome assembly.
AUGUCGUGGGCAAAUACUGGAAUGCAAGCAUUGAUACCAAUCGUUAAUAGAUUGCAGGAUACAUUUGCACAACUUGGAACAUCACUCAAUUUCGAUCUUCCACAAAUUGCGGUCGUCGGCGGUCAGAGUGCUGGAAAAUCAUCAGUUCUUGAGAAUUUCGUUGGAAGAGAUUUUCUUCCACGUGGAUCGGGUAUUGUAACAAGGCGCCCAUUAAUAUUGCAAUUAGUAUAUAGUAGUAGAGCUGAAUAUGGAGAAUUUCUGCACAAAAGAGGACAAAAAUUUACCGACUUUGAUCUUGUCCGAAAAGAAAUCGAAGACGAAACUGAUCGCCUAACGGGUGCAAAUAAGGGAAUUUCACCUAUACCGAUAAAUCUUCGAAUUUUUAGUCCGAACGUGUUGAAUCUUACUCUGAUUGAUUUACCUGGUCUUACCAAAGUGCCAGUUGGCGAUCAACCUGCCGAUAUAGAAGCCCAGAUUCGUGAGAUGAUACUCACUUACAUUUCUCGUGAAACUUGUUUAAUUCUUGCUGUCACUCCAGCUAAUAGCGACCUUGCUACUUCUGAUGCUUUGAAACUAGCCAAAGAGGUUGAUCCGCAAGGAUUACGUACUAUUGGUGUGCUCACAAAAUUGGAUCUCAUGGACGAGGGCACAGAUGCCCGUGAUAUUCUUGAAAAUCGAGUUUUUGCACUUAGAAGAGGUUAUAUCGGUGUUGUCAAUCGUGGUCAGAAAGAUAUCGUUGGUAAGAAGGAUAUAAGAGUUGCUCUGGAUGCGGAACGAAAAUUUUUUAUUUCUCAUCCAGCUUAUAGGCACAUGGCUGAUCGAUUAGGUACACCUUAUUUGCAAAAAGUAUUAAAUCAACAGCUCACAAAUCAUAUAAAAGAUACGCUACCAGCACUUCGUGAUUCUCUCCAGAAAAAAAUGUUUGCACUGGAGAAGGAUGUAUCUGAAUACAAGAAUUUUCAGCCAAAUGAUCCAUCAAGAAAAACUAAAGCAUUAAUGCAGAUGGUGCAACAAUUUACAAUGGACGUUGAAAGAUCUAUUGAAGGAUCUUCUGCAAAAACAGUUAGUACCAAUGAAUUAUCUGGUGGCGCUCGUAUAAAUCGGAUUUACCACGAAAGAUUUCCAUUUGAAAUUGUUAAAAUGGAAAUCGAUGAGAAAGAAAUGCGACGUGAGAUUCAAAUAGCGAUUAGAAAUAUUCAUGGUUUGCGUGUUGGCCUUUUCACACCAGAUAUGGCUUUUGAAGCGAUCGUUAAAAAACAAAUCGAACGUUUGAAAGAACCCUCGUUAAAAUGUGUUGAUUUAGUUGUCAACGAGCUUGCAGUUGUGAUUCGACAAUGCGCGGAAUGUACUGCUAGAUAUCCGAGGCUUCGUGAUGAAAUUGAACGUAUUGUUACAACAAAUAUGCGUGAAAAAGAGCAGGUAGCGAAGUAUCAAAUUUCGAUGCUAGUUGAUUAUGAACGAGCUUAUAUGGAUAUAAAUCAUGAGGAUUUUAUUGGAUUUUCCAAGCAAGUUGCAGAAGCGAAAGCAUCAUCAUCACAAGCUAAAAAAAAUCUAGGGAAUCAGGUUAUACGAAAGGGUUGGCUUUCAGUACACAAUAUAUCAUUUGUGAGAGGCUCUAAAGAUUGUUGGUUUGUAUUGACGUCUGAUAGUCUUUCAUGGUUCAAAGAUGAUGAGGAGAAAGAAAAAAAAUAUAUGCUACCACUAGAUGGCAUUAAGUUGCGUGAUUUAGAAGCAGGGUUUAUGUCGCGACAACACAAAUUCGCUCUUUUCUAUCCAGAUGGAAAGAAUAUUUAUAAGGAUUAUAAACAACUUGAAUUAAGUGCAACGAAUUUGGAUGAAGUGGAUGCAUGGAAAGCAUCAUUUCUUCGUGCUGGUGUUUAUCCUGAAAAAGAAAAACCUGUUGAAGAAUCCGAGAAUGGUCGCGAAUUCGAGGAAACGACAUCAGUUGAUCCACAACUUGAACGCCAAGUUGAAACGAUUCGUAAUUUAGUUGACUCUUAUAUGCGCAUUGUGACGAAGACAAUACGUAGUACUGUUCCCAAAGCAAUAACAUUUCUCAUUGUCAAUAAAGUUGGUGAAUUUUUGCGCGAUGGUGAUCUUCUUGCAAGUCUUUAUCAGUUGGGUGAUACGGAUUCAUUGAUGGAAGAAAGCCAACUUGAAGCCCAAAAACGAGAAGAAAUAAUACGUAUGUAUCAUACAUGCAAAGAAGCAUUGAGGAUCAUUGGAGAAGUGAAUAUGUCUACACCGAUAGAUGGUCCAUCUCCUGUCUAUAAUGAUUUCAUAAGGUCGGAAGGAGCAUCACCAGUGCCACGAUCAGCUCCUCAACCACCUGGAAUAAAUCAACGUAUGGCGCCUAUGCCACCUCGACCAAUGAAUGCCGCACAAAAUAUGCCACCGAUUGCCAAUCGACCAUUACCAGGUCCUCCAGGCGGUCUUCCUGCUCCAAUUUUACCAAUGUUAGUUGCUUUUAAUUGUUCUUUUUCUUAA